GUACGUAAGUAGUCGAUCUUAAUUAAUCAAGCAUUUAUUUCUCCUACCUAUACAUUUCUCAACGUACAUACUAAUAUAACAAAAAUAAUAAGUAUAUUCAAGUUAUUACAUGUGUAUUCAAGUGUUUUACAUUACUGAGUGUUUUACAUUACAUUUUUUAAAUCAGUAAAAUGGUUAAAACUAUGUGGUUGUAACUAAAUUGUUUUAUGAAUAUCAUGUAAAUUAGACUACUGCUACUAUGAAAAUUAUGGGCAUGUGAUCAGUUGUAUUGUGGGAUGCUUUUUGUUUUAUGACUGGAAAUACAGCAAUACAAAUAAAUCAUUAUUAGUAUUUUUUAUACUACGUGAAAACCAGAUUUUUCUCUCGAUUAUUACAAUUGUGAUACUAGAGAGUAUUUCAAUUAAUGCAACGACUUGAUCAGCGUACGGCAAUAAAAUCACAGUUUAACUCGUGCAUAGGAAGUUAUAAAUGUCUAUUCCAGCUGUUUCUACGUCUACUUUUUAAAAUAAACAAAAUGACAUUUGAUCCAACCAAAUCGAUUCCUGCAUUUUACGCUGGACAAAGUAUACUUUUGACAGGUUCGACAGGAUUUCUAGGUAAGGUGUUUAUUGAAAAGGUACUACGAUCUUGUCCGGAUGUUCAUGAAAUAUUUUUGUUGAUGCGACCAAAAAAAGAAUUAAAUAUUAAUAAAAGGCUCGAAAAAAUAUUAAAUUUACCGUUAUUUGACAAAUUGCGUGAAGAGCAACCUUCAAAUUUCGAGAAAUUAGUUCCAAUUUCUGGCGAUGUUAACGAGAAGGGAUUAAAUUUGUCAGUUGUAGACAGGCAAAUGCUAAUUGAAAGAGUAACUAUAAUAAUCCACGCAGCAGCGAAUGUAAAAUUUGAUAUCAAUUUAAAAGAUGCUAUAUUCGCUAAUACAAGAGCAACAAGAGACAUCUGUAUUUUAGCUCAAAGUGUAAAGAAUUUAAAAGCUUUAUUAUACGUUAGUACAGCGUUUACACACGUAAACGAACCAUUUCUAGAAGAAAAAUUGUAUCCACCAAUAGCUAACUGGCAAAAGAUAAUCGAAAUGACUGAAAUAUUGGAUGAGCAUACUUUAAAUGUUUUUACGGCUAAAUGUUUGGAUUACUCUCCUAACACGUAUAUUUUUUCAAAAAACCUAUCGGAAAGCAUAAUACAAGAUUAUUCUUCUUUUAUUCCUUGCGCAAUUGUAAGACCUUCCAUUGUGAUGCCAACGUUAAAAGAACCAUUUCCAGGAUGGAUAGAUAAUAUUUAUGGUCCAAUAGGACUUUUCAUUGGUGGCGGAAAAGGAAUAGUUCGAGUAGCUUGUUUGAAUGAAUCUGUUAAUGAAGAAGCAGUACCAGUAGAUACUGUUAUUAACGCUGUAAUAAUCGCAGCUUGGAAACUAGGAUUAACAACUUCUGAAAGAGAUUCCACCGUUUUUGUUUUAAACUGCACAAAUCAGAAACUGUUGACAUAUAAAGAAAGCAUAAAGUUAUUAUUCAGUGUUAACAAUGAGGUGCCUAUGGAAGGAAUUGUCUGGACUCCUCAUACAAUAUUUACUGACAGCUUUGUUUUAUUUUAUAUACUAACAAUAUUAUUGCAUAUUCUACCAGCUAUAUUAGUAGAUUUGAUUUUAAAAUUUUCUGGACGCCGACCUAUGCUACUACGACUGCAGAGAAAAGUAUAUGUGGCUAAUUGCGCUGUAAGUUAUUUUUCAUUCCACAACUGGAAAUACAGCAAUGCAAAUAAAUUAGCUCUGAUGUCCACUAUACCUCCUUGUAACCAGGAUAUGUUUUCUCUCGAUUAUUCUUCUUAUGAUAUUAGAGAGUAUAUUAUGAAUGGUAUUAUUGGUGCCAAAAAAUUUCUUCUUCACGAAGAUAUGAAUCGAUUGGAUGCAGCAAGAGCACAUUUCAAAAGAGUAUAUGUAUUCGUCACAGUACUGAAAACUGUCAUCUAUGUUGUUGUAUUGUGGUUAAUGUAUAAGUGGCUAAAUUCUUAUAUGUUAUAAAAUUGCUCAUUUAUUUACGUUUAACAAAUGGUAAUGUAUAAUGGCCAUACAGAGAAUACGGGCAAUGGCUAUAAUUUUUACAAUAAUUGCUAACUAAUGUAUUCUUGUAAUUUUUUCCAAGAUAAUCGAUUUACUGUAGUUUAUGAGUGUAUACUAUUUGGAAUAACAAUAUUGUAGAUGUUAUAUCGCA
Monomorium pharaonis (pharaoh ant) is the source of this 2198-nucleotide messenger RNA. RefSeq names its product fatty acyl-CoA reductase 1. Gene Ontology annotation, biological process: long-chain fatty-acyl-CoA metabolic process. The record is from RefSeq and is a predicted model, not a curated record. Gene Ontology annotation, molecular function: alcohol-forming very long-chain fatty acyl-CoA reductase (NADP+) activity. The coding region runs from base 404 to 2008 and encodes 534 amino acids. Gene Ontology annotation, cellular component: peroxisome. The transcript is spliced from 11 exons. Lineage: Eukaryota; Metazoa; Arthropoda; Insecta; Hymenoptera; Formicidae.